Molecule: messenger RNA, 1077 nt
Organism: Lachancea mirantina
Lineage: Eukaryota; Fungi; Ascomycota; Saccharomycetes; Saccharomycetales; Saccharomycetaceae
Source: the annotation of a GenBank genome assembly
AUGUCAAUUUACGAUACUAUAUUGAACGAUGACUACAGCUGGCCCGAGGAGUUCGGUGAAGUCCCUUUAAAACUCGAUUCCUCUAUAAUCAAGAAACUAGAUCCAGAAUAUGUCGCUUUUUUCGAUGAAAUUUUGUGCCAAAGGCCCGACAUCUUAGAAACUCACAAAUUUCCGGUUGCCAAAACAAAAGCCGGUGGUAAUGUCAUUCCUGGCCAAGCACCAGCGAUGAAGGUUGCCAAGACCUUUGAUUUCAAAAUUCCUAGGAAGUAUACCUCAGGCGAAAGCCCAAUUGAUGCCAGAGUUUUCGUCCCGACGGGAGAGAAGCCGGCGUCGGGUUGGCCAUGUACCGUGUGGUAUCACGGAGGUGGUUGGGUUCUCGGCAAUAUUUCGACUGAGAACUCGUAUUGUACUCAUCUUGCAGAACUUGCCAAAUGUAUUGUGAUUACCAUUGACUAUAGGCUUGCUCCCGAAUUUCCUUUCCCAGCCUGUGUAAAUGAUGCCUUUGAGGCUCUUUUGUACGUGAUGGAGAACGCGGCAGAUAUGGAUAUUGAUAACACCAGGGUGUGUCCCGCCGGGUCUUCAGCAGGUGGUAACCUGGCUGCUACAAUGACACACAAAUAUGCCACGUCCUCAUUUGCCAAACAUCUUCCUCCGCUCAGAUUUCAGAUGAUGAUUGUUCCCGUUACGGACAACACGGCAACAGAUAAAACGAUGAUUUCGUGGAAAGAAAAUGAGAAGACUCCGCAGCUUCCUGCUACUAAAAUGCUAUGGUAUAGAAAGAUUUAUUUGCCCGAAGCUGGUACUACUUUAAGCGACCCUGAAUCAAGCCCUUUAUUUUAUCCAAAUGAGAGCUUUAAAAAUGUUCCACCUGCUUUUAUUGCAGCAGCUGAGUGUGAUGUUUUAAGAUCGGAGGCUGAAGCAUAUCAUGACAAGCUGAAAAGUAAUGGAAUCGCGAGUGAGAUUGUUAUAUAUAAGGGUGUUCCGCACACUGCGAUGGUUAUGAAUGAGAGACUGACACAAGGUGCAAAUUUGGUUAGAGAUACCAUCGAAAGUGUAAGAGCUGCAUUUUACAGAUAA